UUACAGCCAUUUAUUGCAUUCUCAACCAUUUUUUUAGCAACCAACUAUAUUAACUAUUUCCCUUCACUUUUAUAUUGUAUACUCCACAUUUUUAUCAAUUAUCGGCAUUCAGGCCCACAGUGCUUGGUUUUCCCAUUUUUAUUCUCUUGUCACAUGUCGCUACAGAGUAUAAUAUAUUCAAAUAAGGCACCAAUUAAUAUAAUGGAUAAAUCUUCCCAUGAUUAGUGCUUUUGAAGUGAGCCCUCUUAUGGCGAAAUAUGGUGUCUCGGUGUUUUCAUCUGAUGUCGAUACACCCUUCUUGAAUUGAAUUAUGAUAUGUACGCUGUAUUUAUAUCUUAGCAACACAAUUAUUUUCUUUUCUGUCAUGAUUUUAUUUGCUCAUAUUUAUGUAUAUAUUUUUCUCGAAACAAUUUAUGCAUCUAGACGUUUAUUGGUGCUCUUAUUUAUCGUUGGAAUAAAGGGAUAAAGGGUCCGUAAAAUGUGUUCGAAGGAUCAAUACAGUGAGAUGAAAGAUAAAUUUAAACCACCCAAAUUGAAACAGCCAACAACUACACGAGCUCGUUGCUAUGAGCAAUUCCUUUGGCAAGAGCUUUACAACGAAUAUAUUCGCUACAAUGACCGUUUAGUUAAUGUAAAGCCGGACAAAGCAAAUACAGAAUAUUUUGAUGAAUAUUGUAAAAAGGUUCCAAAGGAAGAUAUGGCUAAAAAGGAGCGUUUGAUUAAUGUUUACCCGUUGUACAGCACUAGCGCGAUAACGUUGUGGAAUAACAAUGGUGAUAUAACAAGAGAUUUUAAAAAGCGUUACAUUAUAACACGCCCGGUGCAAGAACAAGCUGAACAAUUCGGAUAAUGUGAGCAUCUAGAUUCAAAUAAUAUGUUAGUAUAUGUAUAUAUAUACUAACGCUUAUAUGGUUCAUAUAUGCACAAAUUGUCUUUUCCAAUCUCAAAAUUUAAAACUAGAAAAUUGUACAGCUAAAUUAUAAUUUUUACCUUAACUGAAUCAAUGAGACUCGUUAUAUAUGAUAUGUAUGUAUGUAUGUAUGUAUGAAUAUAAUUUUAUGGUAACACCAACUACUAAUUUAAACAAACCCCAAAU
Messenger RNA from Bactrocera latifrons, 1096 nucleotides. RefSeq lists its product as uncharacterized. Lineage: Eukaryota; Metazoa; Arthropoda; Insecta; Diptera; Tephritidae. The transcript is spliced from 2 exons. Bases 479 to 850 code for a protein of 123 amino acids. The record is from RefSeq and is a predicted model, not a curated record.